AUGGAGGGUUUGAUCUUUUCCUUUGCUCUUUCAAUCUUGUUAUUAAGUAGCUUUACCCUCUCUUUUGACACCGACCAAAAUGCACUUCUUUCCUUCAAAAACUCCAUUAUUUCUCACGCUGCUUUGCGUAAAAAUUGGUCGGAAUAUACACCCGUUUGUAAUUGGAUUGGUGUGUCGUGCGGCCUCAAACACCACCGCGUCACUGCUCUCAAUCUCUCUGGCUAUAGCCUUGGUGGAACUGUCGCUCCGCAUCUCGGAAACUUAACGUUUCUGAGAUAUUUGGACAUUAGUAACAACAGUUUCACGGGCAGCUUACCCUCUAAGCUCUCUAAACUGCAUUGUUUGAGGGUGAUGAAUGUGGGAGUAAAUUCAUUAACCGGAGAAAUACCAACAUGGUUGGGCAAUUUACCUCAACUAGAGGAACUCUAUUUACAUAGUAAUAAGUUGAGUGGUUCCAUACCACAUGCUAUUUUCAACGUGUCUUCAAUUAGAGAAAUUGAAAUUGAAAAAAAUAGCCUAUCAGGUUUGCUUCCAAGUGAUAUUUGCAAUAAUAUGCCCAAUAUCAAAAUAUUGUCGCUUGCUCAUAAUCGAAUUGGAGGGAAAAUUCCGUCUAAUAUAUGGAAAUGCACACAUCUUGAGAAGUUGUCAUUAUCCUACAACGAUUUCAGUGGCAAUAUUCCACGUGAAAUUGGAAGACUGAGCUUGCUUACAAAUUUGUCAUUGGGGUACAAUAAUUUUUUUGGAGGAGGGGUUCCACGAGAAAUUGGGAAUCUCACAAGACUAGAGAUAUUAAGCAUUGACCGUGCUUCUCUAACCGGUGAAAUUCCAUCUUUAAUCUUCAACGUUUCUUCCUUGAGAGUCGUGAAUUUAGCCGACAAUAGAUUGUCAGGUAAAUUACCACAGGAGAUUGGCACUCUGCCAAGACUCGAGUUUUUCUCGGUGUAUAACAAUUCUUUACAUGGAUCCAUCCCAUCUUCAAUAUUCAACAUAUCAACAUUGAAGGAUUUAGAGGUUUCAUUCAAUAAGUUUUCUGGUACUCUUCCUCCAGACAUAGGUUGUUCACUUAUUAAUCUUGAAGUCCUUUUUGUGAGUUAUAACAGACUCCAUGGUCCAAUUCCUAUCUCAAUGACCAAUUUUUCUAAACUCACACACUUGGACAUGUCUGGCAACUCAUUUAGCGGCUUCAUACCACACUUUGGUAACUUGAACCACCUAAUAUGUCUUCUCCUUUUGGAUAAUUAUUUGAGUGGAGCAGAAUUCCCAACCCAAGAAUUGACAUUUCUCUCUUCAUUAACGAGUUGUCGAUAUUUGGAUCGGUUGGGAUUCUCGGGUAAUCCACUUAGUGGCAUCCUACCCUCUUCACUUGGUAACUUUUCUUCUUCUCUUAGAACUUUUGAAGCAGCAAACAUUAACAUCAAGGGUGUCAUUCCUUCUCAAGUAGGAAACUUAAGUGGUUUGCUAUACAUUUAUUUGGAAGGGAAUCAACUGAGUGGACCAAUUCCACCAACAAUUGGGAAAUUGAAGAAACUCCAGAUCAUAAAUCUUAGUGGCAAUCAAUUGGUAGGGUCUAUCCCUAACAAUGUUUGCAAAAUGAACAAUUUGGGGAUAUUGAACAUCUCUAGUAACAUGCUUGAGGGUGCAAUACCUGAAUGUUUAGGUGAUGUUAAAUCCUUGAGAGAGAUCUACUUAGGUUCCAACAAGUUGAAUUCAGCCAUCCCUCCCAAGUUGUGGUCUCUUAAAGAUCUCAUUGUUCUGAAUUUGUCCUCUAAUUCCUUGAAUGGUCUAUUGACAUAUCAGCUUGGCAAUUUAAAGUUAAUAAACUCCUUGGAUUUGUCUUUGAAUCAAUUUUCAGGCCUAAUUCCUAGCUCAAUUGAUGGUUGUGAAUCUUUAGAAUAUCUUGACUUGUCAAAUAAUAUGUUUAGUGGAUCCAUUCCUCAUUCCUUGGGAGAGGUUAAGGGUUUGAUAAGAUUGGAUUUGUCUUACAAUAAUCUUACCGGAUCAAUACCCAAGUCCUUGGAAGAGCUUCGUUAUCUUGAAAACUUUAAUGUUUCCAACAAUGCACUAGAGGGGAAAAUUCCGGAUGGGGGUCGUUUUCGUAACUUUAGUUCGUUGUCAUUUUCCCACAACUUAGCUCUUUGUGGUUCAAUAACAUUUCAAGUUCCACCCUGCUCGGAAAAUAAUCAUAAAUCAUGGUUGAAGAAACUUGUGGUGCCAUCGGUUAUUUUAGCUAUCGUCGUGGUUUGUGUAAUGCUUGUUCUCGUGUGCAUGCACAAACGGAAAAAAGUAGCUGACAUUUCACUAGGAACUACUGAACGCAGAAGAAUUUCUUACAACGAACUUGAACGAGGAACAAGUUCAUUUAGUGAAACCAACCUACUUGGAAGAGGUAGUUUUGGUUCUGUAUUCGAAGCAACACUUUUUGAUGGGUUAAAAGUUGCAGUGAAAGUAUUCCACUUGGAACUACAAGGAGCGGAAAGGAGCUUUGAAGUGGAAACUGCUAUAUUAAGAAACAUUCGACACAGAAACUUAGUUCGAGUUAUUGGAUGUUGUUGUAAUAUGGAGUUUAAAGCAUUGAUUCUAGUAUACAUGCCAAAUAAAAGUUUGGAUAAAUGGUUACAUUCGGAUAAUUAUGGUUUGGAUCUUAUACAGAGACUGAAAAUAGCAAUAGAUGUUGCGGCCGCCUUGGAAUAUCUUCACCAUUACUACACAUUCCCAGUUGUUCAUUGUGAUAUAAAGCCAACUUUUUGA
Molecule: messenger RNA, 2748 nt
Organism: Salvia hispanica
Lineage: Eukaryota; Viridiplantae; Streptophyta; Magnoliopsida; Lamiales; Lamiaceae
Source: RefSeq, a predicted model, not a curated record